UUGUAUUGUUUAGCAACUCCGUGCAGCAUGCUUUCAAUGUUUUGAUGGAAGGAUCAUUGUUGUCAGAAAGGCCAGUGUCAUAUUAAUUUAGCGCGCCAUUAAAGAAAUAUAUAUUGCGGUCUUAACUGAGUCAGGUUGCAACUUACUUUGACAACAUGCUGGAAAUCCCAGAGACACAACCAACAAAACCCGAAGCAGAUCGAAGGGACAAUGAGUGCAUAGGACAAAAGAGGAGUGCAACUGCAAAUAGAGGAAUGAAGGUGGAGCCAGAUUUCGUGAACUUCGCCCCCACAGAGGAGCUGCAGUUCCUGCGGGCGCGGGUGCAGGAGCUGGAGCGGGAGAAGGCCGAAAUGGCGGAGGAGAACCGGAGACUGAAGGACUUGCUGAUAAACGAGAUUCCCUCUCUUCUCACCUCCAUGAAGCAGACCCUGUCGGUCUGCACGGCCAGAGUGAGCGGCCCGGACUUUGCACACGCACACCCGGGGGCGGACAGCCCGAGCUUCGGCCAAUCGGUGACGGACGGGUCGGAGUUCAUCCACGCGGCGCCGGCCUGCGUGCGGAAGCCCGAGAGGUCGGAGUUCAUGCAGACCAUCCCCACCAGCGCCCCCCGGAGGCCGGACGCGGUCCCGUUCGUGCCCGCCAUGCCGUCCGGCCUGGGCAGGGACGACGGCGACGGCGAGUACGUGGUCACCGAUGACGACGGGGGCGUGGUCUGUCCCGUGGUCAUCACGGAUGAAGACUGCCACACGUGUCCCAGCUCGGCCUGCAGCUCGCCCGACCUCCCCCCGGCCAGGGACUGCUCGGAGCUGGAGCACCGCCGCAUCUCCGGGAACGACGUUAACCACGUGCGUCAGGUGGAAGUGUACCCAGGCUCCAACGUGUUCUGCGAGGCCAGGGCGUGGCACGCGGCAAUCCAAGCGCCGUCACCCACGGCGAUGGCACGGACACUGUUGCUAGGCGUGUUCGACAUGGACACCCUGUUGCAUAGCAACCUGAGAGGAGGGCGGAGCCGGAGGCCCACCUUCCCCAACCACCGUGCGGGCCUGGACCCCCACAAGCUGGACGCUAUUUACAGUACACUCGCUUUCCUCGCCCUCUCCCCAAAUACGCACCCCCCAGUCCCUGGUUCGGUCCUCCGUCAGCCAUGCACCCUCUCAACCCCAACUUCCCCCCCCCUGUUCACUCAUUCACCACCCCACCCCGCCCCUGUGUGUUUUUCGCUCACCCACUCACGUUCGUGCUCACGCAGUCAUGGGCCAAUUCACUCACAGCGUCGACUCAUGCACACAUUACCAGUCUCAUGUACUUAACCUCAAACUCGUUAAAUGCCGGCUGCCCACUGUCCGGGAUGAAUAGGGUGUUGAUAAGCGCAUUAACAUAAAGACCCAUUCACGUGCAUGCGAUUUGGCUGUGCGCUGGAACAGCGUUCUGGAGUGGCGGUGAAUUCAGGGGCCAGUCAGUCAACACUUUUCCACGCAUUGAAAAUGAAUGGGAAUACAUGAAUGGAGAAUGAGGCUCUCAAAGGUUAAUGCCACCGUAGGGGUAGCUCCCGUCCAAUAAUCCAUUGGUAUUCAUCAUCAUUUGCUGAGGAGCUUUGACAGCGUUGGCACGGCUGUACAAAAUGGCCGCCUACGCUGUCACUCGCAUUGCUUUCACCAACUGCUGUCGUGGCUGUUCUUCCAGGUGCCACUCUGGCGAAGUUCCCGCUGGCCAGGAAGGGACAGAUAGGCACCGGGAUCAACUCCAAGCUGUCGGAGAUCAGAUUCAAAUCCAGGAGAGCCAGCCGGGAAGGGAGAUACUUGUGAAGAUUUAGAAAAAAACUGUUAGCCUCACAGUUAUCGGAUUAAUUAUUGAUUUGUUUUAUUUAUUUAUUAUUUAUUUUUUUAUUUGUAUUUUAUUUGGCAGAUGCCUUGAUCCAGGGUGAAUAACAGGACAAUAUAAGGUAAAGUGCCAAAAACAAACAGAAAAUGUUCCAGGUAGAGUGCAGCCCAUAGCACACAACUACUGUACGCAAGAAGGAGACCUCACCUCACAGGGCCUUUUUAUCCGAAACAGCACAAAGAUUAAGAGUCCAGUAUAAGCUAAGAUCAUAGCUAGUACUCGGCUAUCAGUACAGCCGAAAUGGCAUACUACAGUUCAACCAGCUGAGUUCAACCAGCAGAUGAGGGCAGAUGCAGGUUGGGUGACCCCAGGUGUAAUCUACAGAGAUUAGUCGUCAGAAGGCAGCGGAGGUUGGAGAGUAACCCGGGUGUCCUGAAAGAGGCUGGAACCUCAUUCCACCACUAGGGCGCCGAGGGCUUGAGGAGCACCUCCUGGAGGGACGGACAGAGGACUAUCAGCAGCAGGAAUGAGAAAUGUGUGCAGGAGACGGAGGAGGCUGGGGUGCAUUAACGGCAGCCAGGCCAGGCCGCGGAGUUUCAGAUAAGAUAAAGCGGUCUGAUGGUGUUAGCAGGGAGGUCAGCCGGCAGCUGGCGGUUGCUAUAGCAGCAGCUGGGUCUGGAGCAGCGACUGAGAGGUACAGACAGGGCUGUGAAGAAGCCACAGGUGCAGAGGAGUGUUGUGAUGUCACCGGGGGGGGGGCCAGAUGCAUUGUGGACCGUAGCUCCAAGGUUGUUGGUAGUCUGGAGCAGUACCGUCUCACACAGGCGCCGGCAGGGCUGAUUAUUUCCGCUUGAUUACUGGGAUGGGGGAGCUGGGGCUCGAAAUGGUAGAUAAGCAAGCAGAGGAAGAUGGAGGUGGGAGGACAACAGGAAAAGCAGCGCUCCUGCAAAACCCGCCCACACCGACGCAGGCUGCUUCAGAACCCGGAGGGCCUUCGCGGGCAAACCGCUCGCACGAAUUCGCAGAUGUUUCCGGAAGACAUCUGGACACUGCGCAGCCUCGGUUGCGUGACUUAGCGACGGGGGGG
Conger conger (European conger) is the source of this 2908-nucleotide messenger RNA. RefSeq lists its product as uncharacterized. Bases 156 to 1310 code for a protein of 384 amino acids. The transcript has 4 exons. Gene Ontology annotation, molecular function: DNA binding. The record is from RefSeq and is a predicted model, not a curated record. NCBI's taxonomy places the organism in Eukaryota, Metazoa, Chordata, Actinopteri, Anguilliformes, Congridae.